Molecule: messenger RNA, 727 nt
Organism: Argiope bruennichi
Lineage: Eukaryota; Metazoa; Arthropoda; Arachnida; Araneae; Araneidae
Product: mitochondrial import inner membrane translocase subunit Tim17-B-like
Exons: 7
Coding region: 106-603 (165 amino acids)
Biological process (GO): protein import into mitochondrial matrix
Cellular component (GO): TIM23 mitochondrial import inner membrane translocase complex; mitochondrial inner membrane
Molecular function (GO): transmembrane protein transporter activity
Source: RefSeq, a predicted model, not a curated record
CUGUUAUCAUGUUAACGUUUUGUAACUUUUUCUUUUUUCCAUUUAGCAAUUAAGCUUCAAACAUUAACUUCUUCACUGUCACUGCGCAAUCUUUUCAAAAUCAAAAUGGAGGAAUACGCACGUGAACCUUGUCCAUGGAGAAUUGUGGACGAUUGUGGUGGAGCCUUUACAAUGGGCUGCAUUGGAGGUGCUGUUUUUCAAGCAAUAAAAGGCUUUCGAAAUGCACCAUCUGGGACAACAAGAAGGUUGCAAGGUAGUUUAGCAGCUGUUAAGCAAAGAGCUCCUAUCAUAGGAGGAAAUUUUGCUGUUUGGGGUGGUUUAUUCUCUACCAUUGAUUGCACCUUAGUCCAUAUACGUAAAAAAGAAGAUCCUUGGAAUUCAAUUACUAGUGGUGCUCUUACAGGAGCAAUUCUAGCAGUCAGAAAUGGUGCAGGUGCAAUGGUUGGCUCUGCUGUUAUAGGUGGUGUUUUACUUGCAUUAAUUGAGGGUGUUGGUAUCUUAUUCACACGUUAUUCAGCAGACCAGUUUAAACCAGUAAAUCCUCAAAUGGAAGACCCAAGUCAGUUGAAUACUGGAGGUAUUUUUGGAGCUGCAGCGCAGUGAUGGGAAUUGUAGAUAAUAGAGCAUCCUUGUAUCAUCUGUAGUAUAUUGUCUGUACAAAAUGAAUUUCUGUGAAGUUUCAUCCAUCUUGUAACAUAUUUUGUUAUAUAAAAUAAUGCAAUACUUG